AUGGGACGCCCUCCUAGCAGCGGGUACUGUCAUACUUGCCGGCAAAGACGUAUCAAAUGCGAUCGGGCUAGGCCAUCAUGCGAACGGUGUCUAAAGUCGGGCUACAAGUGCAAAGGUUACGACAACCCCCUGCGAAUGCAAAAUCUGACAAUCGGCGCGCAGCCUGACGGCGGGAAAAGCCUGGUUCGAGUGCCCACGGAGUCGACAGAAACGAUGAUUCUGCCGGAGAUCCCGGUUGAGCUUCCCUUGACUGCAUUUCGUGACCGCAUGGCAUUUACGUAUCUCCUUGCCAACUAUCGAUGGGCCCCCUUCUGGAAGCCACUACUACGCAUUGCCAUACUGGAGGGAAACGAACCGGAUGCAGUCAAGUUUCAUUAUAUGGGGUGCCUCGCUACUGCUCUUGCGUACAUGGGCCAUCAUGUUAAUGAGCCUAAAAUGAUAUCUGACGGAUACGAAUUGAAUGGGAAAAUCCUCCACGCACUUCAGUCAGCUCUCUCAGCGAAGUCAAAAUCGGACAUCGCACCCUGGGCUUUUACGAUCCUGGUUUUGUGCCUCUACCAGUACGCUGUAGAGAAUAAGACAGAGCUUCCGCACUAUCGCGGAAUUAUCAGGGUUAUCGAGUACUGUGGACCCGAAUACUUCCAGCAUGAGCCCCUUUUGACCUACUACCGUCAAAUUAGGUCGCAACAUUCUUGUAAUUCUUUCAAUCACAACGAACCAUCUUUUUUCGAAAAGGAAAACUGGAAGACAGUCCCUUUCAAAUAUAGUAAAAAGACGGCAUACGACUUUCUCACAGACGUAUUCAUCGACUUACCUGGGCUGAGUGCUUCGCUUGUUCGCUCAGCGAUGCCCAUGAGCGCAGAUCAAAAGGCUGAACUUGAGAUGAAAACGGAGGGUCUUAUCUCACGCCUGAAAAAAUGGAGGCAUCAGUGGGAGGUUGACAAUCCAAAAGUCGCAACUGAAGUCUGGCUGCCGUUGACAUCUGAAGAAGUGUCACCACCUUGGCUGAACAAUCUGCUGUCCAGGCCACUAGAAGUCCGAACAGCAGAACACGCAGCUCAUUUGCUAGUAUAUAACGCGGGGGUUAUAUAUCUCAUGCAAAUCCUGGUCGCUUUGCGUACAGGAGUUCAUCAACCACAACCUUUCCCGGCUGAAAUGGACCCCUCAGUCGCGAAGCCAGCAGAUGACCCGUUAUACAUGCCAAACGAGUUGAAAUAUCCGUGGCAGCCAUCGAUUGAAGCCCUGAGGCUUAUGCGUCUAGCACCCAAGCUCCUUUCGAUUAGAGAGAGUACCACAAUGAUUGCGGCGUCGCCUAUCGGUAUCAUCUACAACUCUCUGGUUCGCAACGACACUCUCAGCCGGCUCUUUCUAUCCACAAUUGCCCGCCCCAAAGAGUACGAUAUCAUCAGAUCAGAACUUUCGGCAUUUUCCAUACCCCAAUAA
This is a messenger RNA of Colletotrichum truncatum, 1443 nucleotides long. Its product is annotated as C6 finger domain-containing protein. The record is from RefSeq and is a predicted model, not a curated record. Gene Ontology annotation, molecular function: DNA-binding transcription factor activity, RNA polymerase II-specific; zinc ion binding. Gene Ontology annotation, biological process: regulation of DNA-templated transcription. NCBI's taxonomy places the organism in Eukaryota, Fungi, Ascomycota, Sordariomycetes, Glomerellales, Glomerellaceae.